Messenger RNA from Blepharisma stoltei, 1946 nucleotides. Lineage: Eukaryota; Ciliophora; Heterotrichea; Heterotrichida; Blepharismidae. The record is from the annotation of a GenBank genome assembly.
AUGGCCGAGACCAAAAAAUCUCCUCAAAAAAAGGCUCCACUGAAAUUCCUGAUCACUCAGCAGGACUCAAGCAUGUACAGCGACGGUGGGGACAACAUCGACAUCCACAAAGACGACGAAAUGCGAGAAAUUUCAAUGCAACUGACAAUGAUCCGCAAAAAGCAUGACCAAACCAAAAGAGAAAACUCUUUAAAGCGGCACCAGCUUGAAAGAUCUAAAAAAGAGCUGGAAAAGCUAGGAACAGUUGCAGAAGUCUUAGUUCUUAGUUAGAAUUAUAGAAAAGUUCCCUGUGAUGCCUCGAGUUGGGUAUUUAUCUCCACCUUGUUUAGUGGCUGCCUGCCGUCUGCCUAUCGCUAUGCUCCUCCAGCACACUAGCUUGAGUGUAGUGGGAUGUGCCACCAUGGUUGCUCUUCCAGAAAAUUCAAAAAAUGAAUUUUCUGGCCGAGGUGUCGAUCAAAAUAGAACUUGAUACCAGGACGCAGCUCCUAUUAUCAUGAUAUAAAAUGCCUGAUUGGUCUCAAAGACUCUGCUGAGCUUUACCUUUCCAACACCAAUCUUUCAUCUUCCUCCGAGCUAAAACAUUGACCUGAAUGUGAGAAUGCAGACGGCUAACCCAACAUUGCGCUCCACCAAGCCAACUAAAAUCUGACCGGAUGCACAUUACCGGACGCAAUCUUCCUUCCUUAAUGCCCCUGGGUUACCCAGCUACCUGCAUUAAGAAGAUGGGCUAGUUCAUAAUUUUAAUAUAUUUCUUCACAGAAGUCACCGAAAUGGACGAGCGGAGUAUCAACCAAAGAAUAGAACAGCUCGAAACUGCUUUAGAACUGACUCAUAUGAAAGUAGAAGAAGAGCUUCUUAACAAGAAAAGCUAUGAGCACAUGCUCAACAGAAUGAAUUUAGAAAAAGUCAAUCUCCAAGUCACCUCUAACCAUCUGAGCCAUACCUUAAAAUCGUCCAAGAUGGAGUUAGAAAGCGAAAAAGAAAAAUCCAGGAAAAACAAAGAGCUAAAUCACCAGUCAAAAAAAUUCUUACAAGAGCUAAAAGCAAAUUUAGAAUUUGAAAAAAGAAAAAAAGAAGAAAGAGUGCAGCAGCUCGAAAGAAGCGUAAAAAUGAGAAAAGACGCAUCAGAAAGACGACAAGAAAGACUGAAAAGACAAGCCGAAAUUGCAGAAGCUGCUGCAAAUGAAGAUAGAGACAGCCAAGAAAUCCAGAUGAAAGAGCAGCUUCUUAUAAACAGGUUUUGGUAUAUGUAUUUACGAUGGAAACUUGAAAAAGAAUGGCAAAGUGCUGCAGAGGUCGAAGAAGCCUUCCAAAAAAUCCGUGCAGCUACAGGUCUGUCCAACGUAAAAGACAUCGUCCAAAAAUUCCUGACCCGUGAAGAAGUCCAUCAACAGCUCAUGCAAAGCAUCUCAGAAGCCGAAAAAACUCUGGAUGACCUGAAAGCAGAAAAUGAAAAAUCACGAAAUGAGCUUAAAGAACUUUUGCUUAUAGAAGGAGAAACCAAUGAAAGGUCCUUUUAUAAAGAAUUCAAAGCUUUAGAAGAAAAGCUCGCCAAAGAGCAAAAUGAGCUGCUUAAAUGCAGGGAAAGGAACGAAAAUUCUACAAGGAAUUAUGAGCAUAUUUUUGCAUGGGGAAAAAAAAUAAUGAGCAAGCUUGAUAACAGACUGGACACGUCCAAUAUGGACUUGGUGGAUUUAUUUAACAAAAUCAAAGAAAAAUUAGAAGUCGUGGUGACGCCUUUGCUGGAAAAUAAGGAAGCUUUUUUGAAGGAAUUGAAUAAAUAUGAGUCUAAAAAGACUGAUCAGCUGCUGAAAGAAAUUUAUACCCCUGAUUUUAUAGCGAAAAACUCAAGAGUGAGGCCGAAAAGUCCUAGUGAGACCAGUGAGCAAGGAAAUGAAGAAGUGGCACUUGCGAGACUGUCGUCUUCUUUGGUGGGAGAUAAUUAA